AUUUUUAAUGUUUUUAAGGUGUUGUUUUAAAUACAAAUCAGCUGACAUUUGCAUAUUGAUAAAACGUUUGUAGCUGCAUUGUAUUAGUUCAUAUUUUCAAUAAACUAUGAUAUAGCUAUUUGAAAUAAUAUCCUCGACUCUCAUGUAUUAAAAGGAAUUAAAUGGGUAAAAUAACUUUAAUCCUGUUCUCCUCUUCUCUAAGAAAUGCGUCCAUCCAGUGCCAUGUCCUUUGAACCGGGGCUGGAACGAGGAGUGCCAUGGGGUCGCGACCUUAUUACAUUUAUGACAUCAGCAGCUGGCUACAUGAUGCGGACUUUGCAAAAGCCACGGAAAAACAAGCCAUCCAAACGGCAGGUGAACCACCGCAGGUUCCUACACAACAUGAUCCAGAGGAAAUUUGCAGAAAUAGAGGCAGCCAAUCAUCAGCUGGCAUCAGCUCUUUUUUCAGUGGACACAGAGUCACAAAGACAAUCAGAAGUAAAGUCGAGUCAGAGACAUGAAUCAGAAAAAAACACGAAAAAAGCCACUACUGUCUUUGGUGAAGCUGAAACAAAACACCUGGAUGAGGACACUGAUACCAUAACUUUAGACAGUCUUGUGGCUAACCCUAAUGAAAGUGCAUUGAAGAGCAAAUCUCUGAAUAACCUGAACAAUGGAAAAGCCAGAAAACAGAUAAUGGAAGAUGGAGAGCAGGUAGAAGAUAGCGGCGAGAACUCAACACAAGAAAUCACCGACUUUACUGGUGAAAGGGAACAAAUUCAUUGUGCCUCUGCUGAUCUGAGUGACUUGACACCAAUUACCAACAACAUUCUAGAAGACAGUGUAUUUACCUCACUUGAAAGUAUUGAAAGAAUAACAGAGAAUUCACAUGCACAUGUCCCUAAUUCACCUGAUGGAGAACAGCAACAACAAUAUUUAGGGCUGACAUUGUUUGAUCAAUCACCCACUUCACCAGUGUCUCCUUUGUCUUUGAAUUCAUGUGAUUUUGAGGUACAAACACAACCAGACAAUGACCACAUCUCCCAAAUUCAACACACUGCAGAGAGUUUACAGAUGGAUUUAAUGGAGAAUAGUGAACUGUUAGACUCAGAAGAGUAUUUACAAGAACUUGACCAAAUGGACUUGGCUGCAGUUUGGGACAUCCACAAUGAAGAGGACCUGAGCUGUUUUCAAGAUAGCCUUCCAUUCCUUAACACGUCACAUACAGACCUUGCCAUGGAUAAUCAAGCAACCUGUGGUGAUGGAGAUAUUUGUGGAGGACUGCAGCGGAUUACCGCACUGCUCGAAAAUUCUGUAAAGAACAUUACUUACAGUGUAGAAAACUGUGGAUCCAAUGGCCACCACGAUCAAGCAAGGCAAACUACAGCAACAAUGGACUGCUACAUGAAUCAGCCUGAAAUAAGUACAGCAGAAAACAAGGAGGAUCACUACUCAAGCACACGUACAUGGCCUGUCUCUGAGCAGGGUAACAUUUCAAGUCAUGUUUUGCAAAAAUUUAAACAUGACCUGUUAGACCAGACCCAACCUAAAAACUGGGAGCAACAUCUCAGUUACUACAAUGCACCAAGCGAGCUAAAAGAUCGUUAUUAUACACUGACAGAUGAAGAAAAGAAAAUGAUUGAGUCAGGACCUACUCUAAAUCCAAACUUCAAUUCCAAUCCUUUAACGAUCUGCUCCUCAACUGAACACUGGUAUGGCUUUGACAUUCCACUACAAGCCAACAGUAACUGCAUAGGAGACUCAUGCUCCUUUUCAAAUAAUGGAAAUAAUCAGAAUAUUCCAAGCUUUGAGGGUGUGGCUCAAUCUUUUCCUGCGCCUUAUCAAAAUCCACACCCUCAUGCAGUUUCAACUCCACCACUGAAUGAUGACUGGCUAUUCAGCAACAUAGCACCAGAGGUGGACUUUAACAGUAUGGUCAGAUCACAUGGACAUACCUACUGUUGAAGGACCUAUGAGAAAUCAAACUUCACUAAUACUUAGCACUCUGGACGAGUAAAACAGAUCAUUACAUAACAAAGAAGCUCAAUUAAAAGCUAAAAAGAUCCUUUAUGAAAAGCACUGUAAAAAACUGUACAAACUCAAAGGACAUUAUGUAUUAAUGGAGCCAGUGGUUUUUCCUUGUCUGUAUAUGUAUUCCUCUGAUGCACUCACAUGCACUAUAUGGCCAAACUUUGGUGGACACCUGAGCAUCACACCUAUGUGUACUUUUUGAACAUCCCAUUCCAGAUUCAUUCCCACCUUUGCUAUUAUAAUAACCUCCACUCUUCUGGGAAGGCUUUUUGGGAGAGUGGCUGUUGGGAUUUGUUAAUCAGCAGCAAGAGUAUUAAUAAGGUUCGGGCACUGAUGUUCACUCAGCAUUCCAGUUCAUCCCAAAGGUGUUCAGUGGGAUAAACAGGCCACUCGGCAUUCUACCCUUGGCAAACCAUGUCUUUAUGGAUCCUGUUUGUGCACAGGGGCAGUGUCAUGCUGGAACAGGUUUGGGCUAUACCUUUUACUUCCGGUGAAGGGAAAUUGUAAUGUUACAGCAUACGAAGACAUUCUGGAGAAACAUAUGCCUCCAACUUUGUGGCAGCAGUUUAGUUGAAUGCCCACAUAUGGUAUGAUGGUCAGUUGUCCACAAGUGUUUGCCAUAUAAUGAAUAAAAUAAACAUGUGCAUUGUUCUUUUGUAUCAUAAAUAUUGCUGCUUCAUUUCGAAUGAAUGAACUCACAUAUGUGAGUUUAGGUUACGUUUUCAGUUCUUUCAAGCAAAAACCAAGGAGAGCUGCU
This is a messenger RNA of Ictalurus furcatus (blue catfish), 2767 nucleotides long. RefSeq lists its product as uncharacterized. The coding region runs from base 205 to 1944 and encodes 579 amino acids. The record is from RefSeq and is a predicted model, not a curated record. NCBI's taxonomy places the organism in Eukaryota, Metazoa, Chordata, Actinopteri, Siluriformes, Ictaluridae. The transcript is spliced from 3 exons.